AUGGCUCGCAUUCAUGACCUCCCACUUGAGCUACUGCAACAUAUCUUGUCAUUCAUUGCCAACCCUGGAAAUUACUUCCGUCCAGAUGGCGCUGAAACAAAUAAGACUGCCGAAAGUGGUGAUAUCCAACCAUUGGACUUGGAGGAGGAUGAUUUUGAUUACAAUGGAGUUCUACACAAGCUCUGCCUAGUUUCACGAGGUUUCCGUGAGAUAGCCCAGCCUCUUCUCUUCCGACAUCUAUAUGAUGUGGGUUUCGGCGGGGAGCCAAGCGCGACCAGUUCCUUUACCAAAGCCAUCUAUCGUCAUCCACAUCUCGGAAGACAUGUGCAGGAUAUCACCAUUACGACUCUGCCAUUUAGCCUACAUGGGCAUAAAAGUUUCACGGGCGAAGACAUCAAGUUCUUCAAGAGCGUACUCAAGGACCUUGAAUUAGGCGAUCGAGAAAAGGCCUGGCUUGCAGCCUUAGAAAGAUACGAUGCUAACGUCUUUACGGCCUUAUUGACCAACAAAACACCCAAUCUACGUGGACUGCAUCUGUGUGUAGGUCAUGGUUGCGCCACCGGCAUGAGGAAGCAUCUCUUCAUUCAAAAUCCAUCGUAUCUUUCCAAUCUUGAGUAUCUUUUCAUCGAAGCCACCAAAGGUUGGGCCGGUCACGUAAUUUCAGCCUUUGAGAAUUUCCUCUUACUCCCCAAACUCAAAUCUUUCACCGUUCAGCACGGUGCUCUUCUCGAUAAAUUCUUUCCAAUUACCUGGACUCCCGGGACAUUGGCGAUAGAGCGACUGGCCUUCCGGUACUGUCAUAUCGAGGCUGGAGCCCUGGAAAGCCUCUUCCAAGCAUGCAAGAAACUAAAAUCGUUCACCUACAAUAACUACACCCUGAAUCCACACGAACAACCAUUUACACCUGAUGAUAUACCGCCCGAGUUUACCGCUGCGGAGUUCACCAAAGCCGCGCUCUUACAAAAGGACACGCUCGAAUCCUUCCGCCUCGAAUUUGCUCUGGAUCAAUGGGAGAUGUUUUACGCCGGCGAAGAAGAUCUCAGUCUCAUCAAGAUCGGCUCAUUCCGCAACUUCACCGUACUCAAGUCCAUUGUCCUUCAACACGCAUACCUCCCAGCACACCCCCAAUUCCCUGCUUCGCUGAAAACGCUGCAUAUCACCGAUUGCAACGCGUCCAUCCGGGAGCUCUGCCAGAACCUCGCGACAGACUGCCAAAAUGGCCUGUAUCCGAACUUAACCGAGUUCAAGGUAUUCGCAUUUAAUAUCACGCUGCCGAUCAGGCUUCACGACCAGACCAUUCCGCAAGGGAAAACUCCCGCACAGUGUUUCAUGGAACUCCGAGAUAUGUUCAAAGGCACUAAAGUGGACUUCCAUAUCAUACCGUACCAGCUCCCUGAUUUUGAUGAUGAGGACGAAGAUGACGAGUAUUAUGAACAUGACGACUUUGAUGAUGAUGAUUAUGGGGAUGCUUUCCUGCAAAUGACCCCCGCAGAGGCUGCACGGUUCCUAGUACCAGGUGGUCCGGCGGUGCCCGUGCCAUCACAGCUGUUAGAUUUGCUUAUGGAGGAGGCUUUGCAGGAUCCUGACUUUGCACAUCUUGCCCCGCGAGCUGGACGUGGAGAUGUGAGUGAUGAUUCGUGGGAAACUGAUGAUGAUAGCGAUUAA
Penicillium paradoxum is the source of this 1665-nucleotide messenger RNA. RefSeq lists its product as uncharacterized. Bases 1 to 1665 code for a protein of 554 amino acids. The transcript has a single exon. NCBI's taxonomy places the organism in Eukaryota, Fungi, Ascomycota, Eurotiomycetes, Eurotiales, Aspergillaceae. The record is from RefSeq and is a predicted model, not a curated record.